Molecule: messenger RNA, 513 nt
Organism: Pyrus x bretschneideri (Chinese white pear)
Lineage: Eukaryota; Viridiplantae; Streptophyta; Magnoliopsida; Rosales; Rosaceae
Exons: 1
Coding region: 1-513 (170 amino acids)
Source: RefSeq, a predicted model, not a curated record
AUGGACCUUCUCAAGGAAGCUAAAAUGCUAGACUGCAAACCUGUUAUCACACCUGUUGAUUGUAAACUGAAGCUCGACAUUGAUGGAGAAGCUAUGCAUGAUUUGAGCUACUAUCAAAGAUUGGUGGGCAAGCUUAUUUACCUCACUAUCACUCGUCCAGAUAUCACACAUGCAAUGAGCUUAGCCAGUCAAUUCAUGCACUCUUCCACUUUGCAUCAUUUCAAUAUUGUUAAGAGAAUCCUACGAUAUCUCAAAGGUUCCAUAGGGAGAGGAAUUAUCAUGCACAAUAAUUAUUCCACUACCAUUAGUGGGUACAUGGAUGCAGAUUGGGCAAGGAAUGCAAUUGACAGAAAAUCUACUACAGGCUAUUGCACAUUUGUUGGUGGAAAUCUAGUCACAUGGAAGAGUAAAAAGCAACAAGUUAUCGCUCGCUCCAGCGAUGAGGCUGAAUAUCGAGCAAUGGCGGCCACGGCUUGUGAACUAAUCUGGCUUAAAAGUCUCCUUUCAGACUAA